This is a messenger RNA of Venturia canescens, 2468 nucleotides long. Its product is annotated as endonuclease/exonuclease/phosphatase family domain-containing protein 1-like. Gene Ontology annotation, cellular component: plasma membrane. Gene Ontology annotation, molecular function: DNA binding. The record is from RefSeq and is a predicted model, not a curated record. The coding region runs from base 293 to 1924 and encodes 543 amino acids. Gene Ontology annotation, biological process: DNA repair. The transcript is spliced from 7 exons. NCBI's taxonomy places the organism in Eukaryota, Metazoa, Arthropoda, Insecta, Hymenoptera, Ichneumonidae.
CGCGUGUGUUACCCAGAUUUCGCAAGGUUAUGUCGAACCAAAACAAUCGACGGCCGUUGUUAGUCCUAGCCAUAUAAGAUUCGAUAGUUUUAUUUCUAAUUCGUGUGACCAAGGCCCUAAUCCAGCAUUCCAGCGAGACUUGACGAACUUUGCGCAAUCACACGUGAAUAAGAUGACUGAACAAAUGAUAGAAUCGACAAAGUCCAUAGAUGACUUCCAGAAUCAAACCACUCCAAUUGGCGCUUGAUAGCACAACGCAUACUCCUGAGGAAAACCUUGGAACGCUUGUAAAAUGGGACAGUCUGCCAGUUCACAUUCCGGCCACCGUACUAGACGCCCCAGCUUGAAACAAAUAACCUUUUCCAGUAUGGGUAAAAGAAAGUGCAACAACUCCAAAAAUCUUUCACAUACUUUUUCCUUUCCUGAUGAGACACUCAAGUCUUCGCAUUGUUACCAGAUAGAACAGUUGAACGUGAAUAUAGCAACGGAAGAGGAAUUAAUGACUCUACCUGGAAUAAGUCGAAAUUUGGCAUCUAACAUAGUUAGUCAUAGACAAAUGAUAGGACGUUUCAAUAGAGUCGAAGAUCUUGCUCUUGUGUCAGGAGUUGGUGCUCACAAACUUGAGCUUUUUAAGCUCGAGGUUUAUGUUCCUUCCACAAGUGCCAGCGGCACUUCAUCCAGAGCGUCCAUUAGUAUGGAUUCAGUAGGUAACAGCGAGAAUAUCGUUGACGUUAAUGGUGCCAGUAUAUUUGCCCUUCAAGGAGUUCCAGGUGUUAAUCAGGAAUUAGCAUCGAAAAUCGUUGAGAGACGGUUGAAACACGGACCUUAUCGCUCGUUAGACGAGCUGGCCAAAUUAGGGGGUAUGGGAAAGCAUCGUUUCGCUAUGAUCAAGCCGUACCUGAAAAUAAACGGGAUAUCGAAUGGUUCGGUAACUCCAACACCGAGUAAUGGAAGCAGCUUGCUACCGUGGAACGGACCGCAGGCUUCCAGUACUCCUAAAGUCAAUAAUACAUCGAGACAGACACCUCAAAUUAAUCGGAAUAAGACGUCACUCGCGGAAAUUUAUCGCAAUGACGAAGACAAGAGAAGUGUCGAAUUCAAUGCUGGCAUAUCCGAAGAUGAGAUUUGGGAGUUGCUCAGUGUCGCAAGCCCACGUCCGAGCGUUUAUCCGGAAUUCUCGAACGAAACAUUCUAUAGGUCAUCGAUAAGAAUUGCGACGUGGAACUUGACUGGUUUCAAUAGUGACAAAGCUGGUAAUCCCGGUGUCAUGGAAGUUAUUUGCCGAACUAUUUUGGAAAAUCGACUGGCCUUAUUAGCCCUCCAGGAGGUAAAAAGUCCAGAAGCUUUGGAUAAAUUGACGAGGGAAUUGAACACUCCUAGUUUAAAACGUGUUCGUGAUUGGCGAGAAAAUCAACGUUCGUGGCGAUCGAUACAUUUGGGCGCAGGUUUAGCUGUGUUGUGGGAUUCGAAUCCAGAUAAGUGUAUAACACUGAAAGAACAACCACCUGCGACGACGGUGUUGUUACCGGUUCUUGCCUCUUGCAUCUUCCACGUGAACAAAGUUGAUCUGACCCUGAUUAAUGUACACGUGCACGAUAUGGAAGAUAACAGAAUAAUCGAACGUUUUACGGAUACGAAAAAUGCGAUAUUUCUUGGUGACUUUACGCUUGCCGACGAUACUUCGAACAGUUACAACGAGGCACUUAAGGAGAGCAAUACCGCUGUGUAUUCAGAGAAAUUUAUCUACAAAGAUAAGAUUAUUUGGGGAAAAGGCUCAAAGAAGUUGUUCAAUACCGAUUUAGCUCGAGUGGUGAGACUGGGGCUCACACAUUUGGGAAUUCCAUACGGUUGGCGAUGGGGCGGUCCUGCCUCAAAUCACUGCCCAAUCUGGUGCGAAAUAUUCACUGAACCGAUCGAAGCUUGACGGAUGCUCUCAACUUAGUACCGAAUUAAAUAAGCAAUCAUGUGACGCGUGCAAAGAACAACGAAAUGUCAAACAUAAUCAAGAAUUUUUGCACGCUUGAUUCUAAGCAAUAUUUUUUGGUUUGCAAGUGUGUGCUCUAUCGUUUGUUUGUUAUUUUCUUCCACGGGAUUGCGUUGAAAAUCCAUUUUCUUCUUGAAAUUAACAGACUUCUCUCUGUAAUAUACAAUUAAAUUUAGAGUUACGCGUGCAUCCAAAAGAUGAUGAAUCAAUGAAGAUUUAAUAUAUAAAACGAAUUGAUCGUGUAAUGUACAUAAUGUCAGAAAUCCACCGUUCACACGGAGAUUAACUAUGUAAUUACAGUCCCAUUUGUCUUAUACAUAUUAUUUAACGACGACGAUGUAUACAAAUAUCUUGGAACAGAAUCCUUUGUAGAAGGAACAAGACUGACUACUUCCAUUUGUAAUAAACGAUGCGGUGCUGGCAUGUCGCAUCGUGAAUGUAUCCAGUGCAUAAUAACGUUAAAUAUAAUGAAAUAUUUUGCGUA